Messenger RNA from Gregarina niphandrodes, 903 nucleotides. RefSeq names its product putative DNA-directed RNA polymerase II. The transcript has a single exon. The annotation marks the transcript as partial. NCBI's taxonomy places the organism in Eukaryota, Apicomplexa, Conoidasida, Eugregarinorida, Gregarinidae. Gene Ontology annotation, cellular component: RNA polymerase II, core complex. The record is from RefSeq and is a predicted model, not a curated record. Gene Ontology annotation, molecular function: protein dimerization activity; DNA-directed RNA polymerase activity. Gene Ontology annotation, biological process: DNA-templated transcription.
AUAGCCGAGGUUCCGACUAUGGCAAUAGACUUGGUGAGUAUAGAAGAAAACUCGGGUGUGUUGCAAGAUGAAAUGCUGGCGCACCGUCUGGGUCUUUUACCCAUUGAUUCAACGAAUAUUCGGAAAUAUGUUAAUAAGAGUGAGUGUAAGUGUAGUGACGCGUGUGCGAAGUGUAGUGCAAAGUAUUCGUUGAAUAUCCAAUGUCCUCAAGACCGGAAUUUUACGGUGACCCAUUUUGACGUGUUGAGUCAUAACCAGUCGCCGCCACUGGUGCCGAAGCCGGAGGAUGGGGGAGCAGGUUUGAUAAUCGCGAAGCUUACUCAGAACCAGUCCAUCAAGGCGGAGUUAUUGGCGUUCAAAGGCAUCGGCAAGAUCCAUACGAAGUGGAGUCCGUGUGCCACGGCGACAUUCCGAUAUCUGCCGCAUAUAACCAUCAACCAGGAGAUGCAGCGCCAAGUUCCUACGUCCGUGAAGAAGGCGCUUGUGGAAAACUGCAAAAAGGGUCUAUUUAGAUUAGUGCCCGUCGCCCGGUCAAGUGCAGACGAUGUCAAGGACGGUGACUUUUACGUCUUCGGGAAUGAAACGGAAGCAGAAUAUAAUCUCGUCGUCGGCGACCCGUCCGUCUUCGUCUUCAAUAAAGACCACGAAGAAGUCCUAUCCGCACAUGGUUACAAGGAUUUCGUCAAGAUCGACCACAUCCUGGAUACCUUUCUCUUCGAUGUCGAAGGCUCAGGCGCCAUGCCAGCCCUCCAAAUACUCAAAAUGGGUCUCGAAGUCCUCAUACAGAAACUAGACGACAUCCUCGAAAACUACAGCUCACUCCCCCAAGUCUCCCAAGCCGUCUCUGGCUUCGGACGCGGCGUUGGCGCAGGCGCCUCAGCUGCAGCUCUGGACCUUAGCUAA